Spea bombifrons (plains spadefoot toad) is the source of this 1527-nucleotide messenger RNA. Its product is annotated as zona pellucida sperm-binding protein 4-like. Gene Ontology annotation, biological process: binding of sperm to zona pellucida; prevention of polyspermy. The transcript has 14 exons. Gene Ontology annotation, cellular component: egg coat. The coding region runs from base 1 to 1527 and encodes 508 amino acids. Gene Ontology annotation, molecular function: acrosin binding; structural constituent of egg coat. Lineage: Eukaryota; Metazoa; Chordata; Amphibia; Anura; Pelobatidae. The record is from RefSeq and is a predicted model, not a curated record.
AUGGAGCUGAGAGUUAAACAUCCAGCUCCCUGGUACCGCUUUAUCCAGGAUGUGCUGAUUGCUGUUGUAAUUCCUAUUGGGAUUUCACGCAGUGUUAAAGCGAUCAUAAAUACGCCAUUCAGUUUUGCCAUUGAGAAAGCUUUUCUAGGAAGUAAUAUAGGCUCAAAUAACUCGGGAUUGAAAUGCACUGAUGAUCGCUUCCAGUACAGGAUUAAAGGUGGAACCGAUAACAACCACACUGUCCGGGUGUACAUACAAGGCAAAGAUGGCGAAUUCAAUCGUGUACUUAAUGAUUCUUACUGUGGUGUCUGGCUUAGCAUGGAUUUUGAUGGCUCUCUGGUUCUUGAAGCUGAUUAUGAAGGCUGUUAUGUCGAGAUGGACAUGGACUAUACGGUGGUGGUUAUGCUUAAACAAAAUGUCAAUGGACAAUGGGAUGCUUAUCAUAAAGAAAAACUGAGAUGCCCCUUAACUAAUGGUGUGGUGAUGGAUGCCCCAAGCCCCAGUGUCUGCAUAAAUGUCCAGAGGGCAGACCGGCUUCCUUGUGCUGGUCCUUCGCAAUCUCAAGCGCUCUGCGAGAAGACUGGUUGUUGCUACGAUCAAAGUGAUCCAAGGACUCCAUGCUAUUAUGGAGAUAAAAUUACUGCUAGCUGCACCAUGGAUGGACAGCUGUCUGUUGCUGUAUCGAGGGAUGCUACGUUACCGCCAUUGAUCCUGAGCACUGUCCGGCUUCUGAGAGGUCAAGGUGCUGGCUGCACCCCAGUAGCUCAAAAUGAUGUGUUCCUCCUGUUCAUGUUCCCACUGUCAACCUGUGGUACCACUGUUGCCGAAAAUGGUGCAUUUAUGGUGUAUGAAAAUGAUCUGGUGGCAGAGAAGGAUAUUAGGAGUUGGCGUGGUGCAUCAAUUUCCCGUGAUAGCACCUUCAGACUGCACAUCCGCUGUAGUGUUUCGGCCAGUGACCAUCUACCAAUCAGCGCAGAAGUCUUCACGCUUCCUCCACCAUCCCCAGCUUCAAGCCAAGGUCCUGUCUCACUGGAAAUGAGAAUUGCUACUGAUUCAAGUUAUGGUCAGUACUAUGGAGAUGGAGACUAUCCCAUAGUGAAAGUGCUGAGGGAUCCACUGUUUGUUGAAGUUCGUGUUCUAAACAGAAAUGACCCAGCUCUAACACUUGUACUGAACCAAUGUUGGGCAACUACAUCAAGCAACCCCCUUCUUGAACUACAGUGGCCCAUUUUGGUGGAUAGGUGUCCGUUCGAUGGUGACAAUUACAGAACUCAGUUGGUAUCUAUUGAGGGUUCUGCCAGGCUGGACUUUCCUUCGCAUUAUCAAAGAUUCAUUGUGAAUACUUUUGUGUUUGUGGACUCUAUGAGCCAGCAACCUCUUGGUGGACUGGUAUACUUUCACUGCAGUGCUUCUCUGUGCCUCCCAUCAUCUUUUGACAGCUGCCUAGCUGCUUGUAGAUCUAGACAUGUUGAUCACUUCACUCACACGAUGGACUGGACAAGAGUGGCUGUUGCUGUCUUGAGCUAA